Molecule: messenger RNA, 8004 nt
Organism: Symbiodinium natans
Lineage: Eukaryota; Dinophyceae; Suessiales; Symbiodiniaceae
Source: the annotation of a GenBank genome assembly
AUGCUCCUCGAGAACGCCGUGGCUCAAGAUGUCCAAGGAGGAUCGUCCCUGCAGAUGUACUGGAGAAUGUUUGAUGGGUUCAUUGUCCAAGAAGACGCGUUGCGUCGACACUAUCUACCGGUCAAUAGAAGCUUACAGAGCAUGGCCAGAAGCUUUUUGACGGUCAAGAACGCAGCUUCUUUUUUUGUUCACGGGCCAGGACGCUUUUUGUCGUCGCAAAGCUUUUGGCAGUUUGUGCGAACGUUCCCCGUCGACUUGCAGUGGGAGAUUUGCCUGGCGCUAGGCGAGAACAAACUUCUGGUUUGUGCUUUGCCCGUCGCCGUGGCAGAGCCAGGCGUGUCUGGCCACUUGGUGCAUCCACCGUUGGAGGAUGUGGAGCUUGCGCUCUUGUCUCUAAGCCUUCCGCUUCGACAACAGCUACUUCACUAUCUAGACUUGUGGGAUUUGGCUCGUGCUGUUUCAACGUGCGCGGAGUUGCAAGAUGUUAUCAUGAACAGCGACUCUUGGAAAUGUGACAGCACGCUUUAUCUACGAAGUUUGCCUUCGCAAAUAUUCUUUGCUGCGUCGCCGACGUACCACUUGAAUCCAACGGCGUACGCGAGUCUGCGCUCCGUGAAUCCACUGCAAGGUCACGCUUGCAUUGUCAUGUCGUGGGGUUGCCAGGUUGACGCACUUGUGAUCGGUGUCACGAACGCAUUCGUUUCCAGAAUGUCAGACGCGGAAGUUCAACACCUUUGCUCUUGUACAAUCACUGCUCCUUUUCAAACAGAAUGCAAAACCUGCAUUAGGUGGACGGCUUCUAAGCAACCGCCAAUAGACGUAUCAUGUCCUUUCCUGGUUGCAGAUCGAUGUGUGCGUGUCUUGGAUCUAGCUUGGCAGCAGCAUUCGCUCAGACUCAAGGUUGAUGGUCGAACGGUGCGUUCUGUCGACAUUUCAUGUGUUGGCUUGCAGCGCGAUGCCUAUGUCUUCCUAUACUCUAUCGGAGAACAAGUGUGCAAGGACAACUUGCAGAUGGCCUUCGCAGAACGCCGACGUGAGCAUGUCAAUGACCUUGCAGGGGGCUCCGAUGCGUUGAAGCCGACAGAUCCUCUGUCGUGUUUGUCGCAGAGUCUCCAAAGGGAAGUCAUUAUCAACAUUGCCACGACACGCGAGCUGCUGUGCUUGCGAGCUUGCAGCAAAUCUGCGUCUGAACUUCUGCGAGAGGAUUCACUGCUGCGAGGCUCCGUAGUCGACUUGCGAGACGCAGGUGCGCAAGCAUUUCGGCCCGGAAGUGCUUUUAGUUUUUUGAUGGCUGUCCUUGCUCAAGCAAAGGUCAUCAAGCUGCAGUAUCGACACAUACAUGCUGUCCCGCCGACUUCAACGUCCAGAGUCCUCCUUGAAUGGUCAGGACACACUUUCCUUCGGCGCGAAAGCGACUUUUGUUCUUGGCGCGCUCUGCAUCCUGUUUAUCAGCGUGCCAGCUUGGACAUUGCAGUGUCUUCAGAUAUUCGCACUUUGGUCCUUGGCAUCAAGAACCUAGUUCGAAACAGUGUUCGCUGGCUUAACGUUUGCAUGGAGUGGAAUGCAACCUAUUUCGCAGUCUUUCUCGACGAUGUCCCACUAUGCCACGUUGACACGUGGAACGAGUGGUUCUCCGUCUGCAACAUUUCUCGAUACAAAAAGAUUGCAAGCCCUGCGAAAGCAACAGCUUUGCAUACCUUCCAGUCCAGGUCCGAAGUGCAUGUAUCCGAACCAGAGUCUGACGAAUGGGACUACAAUGAGCAUGUGCUUCGCGCGAAGAAAGUCUUGGCCAGCACGGAGUUCUCCACUUUUCCAGCCACGCCAGUGCUGACAUGCACGCCUGUGAUUUUUGAUGUGGAGCAUCUCAAAGUACCUCCUAUCUUUGAUCAUCUCAGUAUCUUGCACAGUCAUGAGCGUGAUCAACAUUUGGUCUUCCAAGAGGAAGGGCAUCGCUACUAUUGGAAGAAUGGAAGGAGCAUGCGUCAAGGGAGUAAUUGGCCUCGUGCUGCAUACGUGAAGCCGUAUGCAUCGCUGGAGCUUCUGCAGAUUCUGCAACAAAUUCCCGGCACGGAACAACUGGUCAGUUUGUUGCAACAGCUGCCGCAUGAUCGCGCUGCAGUUGCCAAUCUCGUUCGGUCCAUGAUUUAUUCCGAUGCCGUCUACAACGAACUGGCGGAUAUCGUUUCUAUGACUUCCUCAGAAAUAUGCCACCUUUGGGCGCAAGCACGCCGCGUUGGUGCGGCGCGAGGAACUUGGAUGCAUGCGCAGAUAGAAUGUCUGCUUAAUGGCGGCUGUGUCACUUCUUGCAGCUUGGAGGUAGCAAAGUUUUUGCGGUUUGUCGCUGAGGGCGGAUUCGGGAACACUUCUGCGUUUCGCACCGAAUGGAAGAUAUACGCUUCUGAAGAAUCUCUUGCAGGCUCAAUAGAUUUUGUGGCACGUGCGCCCGAUGGCGCUCUGGUCUUGUUUGACUGGAAGCGUGCUAACAAGUUGUGUGAGAAGCACAACUCGUUCGGCAAGUUCAUGAAGUCGCCCAUGCACCAUGUCCCGGAUGCAUCGCUCUGGCAUUACCGACUGCAACUUAAUCUGUACAAAUUCAUCUUGGAGAGAUAUUACAACCUGCGUGUCGUUGGAAUGCAUAUCGUGUCUUUCCAUCCCGACAGUAGCACAUUUGUUGACAAGGUCCCGGACAUGCAAGCGGAGGCAAAUGCUAUCAUGACAUAUCAGCGAAACCGUUUGGCAAACCAAGCUGGUGAAAAAGAGAGAGAUUUCCGUGGAGGGGCAGCGGCGCCCAGUCAAGCCAGUGAGGCGGACUCCUUCACGCAACGCAUCGAGCAGGAGUUUGAGGAUGCACUUGUACCGUCACCUGAGUGUUGCAGGGUGGAUUCAAGUGGGCGGCGCGACCAUGUCGCCAAAAUUCUUGAGAUUGACGACGCAUUUUUGCUGAACGGUGUUGUUCCAGACCUUCCGCAGUCGCAACAAGGCAGUAUUCUCCAUGACAUCCAAGAAGUUCAAGAACUUGUUGCCGCGCAUUCUGACUCUUCCUCGUGGCCGGAGCCCCUCCAGCAUGUUGUGCAAGGAGCUAUCUCUGUGCAUCGCUUGCGUUUACUGGACAUCUCACGUCGAGAGGAAGUUCUUUUUCUUGAGCUUAUUGAGGGAAGUUCUCGACAUGUGCGAGCUCAUAACGGCCAGUGUUUCUUUCUGAGUGAACAUGGCCACUGGGCCGUGUACAACGGCGUUAUUCCUCAGGGUGUCCUUGCCAGAUGCAAAAAGUUUUUGCUCUUCCUUGAAGGUUUGUACAGACUCCUACCGACUGGAACACUGCGCACCCCGGACUCUAUCAUCCGAGCAGUAUCAGUCUUGUUGCAGGGUCGGAACGACAACGCAGAUUUCCUUCUUCAAGAAUGCGAAAGAGCUGCUAUUUGCGGUAAUCCUCACGCUGCGAAGCGCCGCAAAACAAGGGCGGACGUGGAAAAUGAAAACCGGGAUGAUUCAGAGGAUGAGAACAAGCCAUGGACACAGGCUGGAUUUUGCACUUUAGAUGCCUGCCUGGUCUUUGAGAAAGAGAAAGGCUUGCAGCAAUUGCAGAAGGCCGGCUCGAACAACAUAUACACUUUCCUGCCACACCGGCUGCUGGAUCCGGUGCCUGACGAUGUCAAGCAGCGAGUCCAACAUUUCUGGUACACAACUUAUUGGAACAAUGGAGAAGCCUUUGACUGUUUUAUGUCAGCACUAACUCUAGCUAUUCGAGGAGAAAACGUUGAUCGAGCCUUCUGGGGAAUUGGCUCUGGUGGGGUGGGGCAGAGCCUGCAGACCGCGCACUUGGAAGCAAUUCUCGGGAGUUUUCACGCGUGCUUGGACAUGAAUAUUUAUUAUUCUGACGAGGAGAUGCGCAAGCAGGCUGCGUCACUUCUAGGAAAACUUGUCGUUACUGGCCAGGAGUCGGUGCAAGGCAGCCGUAGAGGCAUGCGUGAGGACGUGUACAAGAAGCACAUGUCGGCAGACAAGCUUCCUGAAAGAUUGCCAUACGCAAUCGAGACACGACUUGUGGAGCUCCGUGGUUGGAAGCGGUUCGAGUUUAACAUGUUGCCGAGGUCACUUGCCUGCAAGUUAGUGGUCACACUGUUUUCUGAACUGUCGACCCACACCUUCAAGCAUGAACCUCACCAGCAAAGGUUCUUUGGCGUCAGCGAAGAGACUUUCAACUCCUUAUUUCGACGAUCGUUAGCUGUGCGCUACAAGGCUUUGUUCUUGGAGUUGAAGGACAUAACGAACCAAGUGAAAGAGCCAGAGAAGAAAGGCAUUUUUCCUAAAGAUCCGACGUUGAAAGACUUUCUGCGAUCGAAACCUGCGUGUCUCGUCACUCUGAGAGCUGUGUGGAAUUACGCUUGCAGACACAGCGCCGCAGACUGCAGAAGCUGCCUGGAGGACUAUGUUGUCGGUAAGAAGGAUGAGGGUCUCACAGAAGCGUGUGUCCGGGAAGCGUGUGGACUCAAACCUCCUGACACGUCAGAAAACCGGGACAGUUCUCGGCUUCCCGGCUCGGUGACGAGCGAUCUACCUGAAACAGACGGCGCAGGCCAGGAAGUAGAUCCAGAAGUCUUACGGCUCUUACAACAACAGGCAGAUGAGAUUGAGGCUUGGAUGAUCGAUGUCAAUAAAGACUGGUGCACGCCUUCCCAGAUAAAAACGGUCAAGGGCAAACAUUUUUGGAAAGCGUUUAGUCGUCAAGAUGCAGAGAACAUUCUCAAAGCGCUGGCUGACAACAAGCUCAUGCUCCAAAGCACUUUGACUCUUCAAAAACAAGGUCUUACCGAGAUCUUUGCGCCGCAAAUCCACACAGAGAAGUCCAUGAAGGAGGUGGUCAAUAUGGAUCAUCACAGCUGCACAGUUUUCCCAGAAGUUUACGACUGUGAGGCAUUGCGCCAACACAUGCUCGAACACAAAGGACGUCUUGCAAAUGACAAAGUUUUGCUGCAAGCCCAUAAAAAAAGGUUGAACGACUUGAAGAAAAGCAAAGCCAGCGGUGCAGGUGCACCUACAAAAGUACAACGUACAGUCCAGGAGAAUCAAGAAAACAUGAUACAGACAAUGGGCGCCCGCCUUCGCAUGGAGCAACAACUUUUCGAUGACAUGCAGAAGUGUGUGGAACAAGAUGUGGAACUAUUAGAGAUGGUUAUGCAGCGUACCUAUUCGUACAAGCUUCAACACCGCUGUCGGCGCAUGGUGGAUGGGUUCGGCGCGCAAAGUUUCUCAAGGGUUUUUCGCAAUAUUGUUUGCAAGAACACACGGGAUUUCGAUUUCCACGCAAGCAUGUUCACCAUCGUGGUUCAGAUGGUUGACAAACUCGGCGUGGCCUAUCAUAAAACACUGAAAGACUUAGCAGCUUGGCGUGCUGUGGCUAAGACUAGAGAGAAGGUUUGCGCAGAGAUCCUGCAGUGCAGCCAGACCAGAGGAAAAGCUCUUCUUCUUCAGGUAGCUUGCGGUCGAGCUCUGUCCUCAGCCGAUGAUAUUUGCGAGACUGGUCAGAAAUUUUUGCAUGAUCUAUCUAAAGAAAGCCGCUGCUUGCGUUGGCUUGCUCGGAGUCAGUGUCCAGAUCUUUACCUGAGCGCGAAAGAUGGUGCUGCCGCUCUAAAGCAAAGCAGUUGGCCAGAAGCAACGGUCUUUGCUUAUUGGUGGAACGCUGCAGAAGACCUUUGUCUGAGCAGCAUCUUGGAUCUAGUUGCAGAUGUUGAGGUGUCGCGCAAGCACAUUUCCUUACACUUCGAUGGUGUUCUACUGUCGACUGAGAUUGUGCAGGCUGUCCAAGAAAAAAACGACAUGAAAAGCUUUCCUCUUGUAGCAGAAGCCGCAAUUUUCGAACGCACUGGCUUUCAGAUCACCAUUACUGAAAAGCGUUUCAGGUCACUGGCGCAAAGGUUGUCGGAGUUAGAAGGCACGUCUCUGCGUGUGGACGCUGCUGAUGAGACAAUGUUGACGCUACUCUCAUCGCCUGGUAACUGCAUACCUUUCGCGUACGCCUGUGUGACACAAGCCUGGCGUUUUGUGGAGGAGGCAUUGCGGACAGUCAACCAAGCGAACACUCGCGCAGAGCAAGGUGGCUACAGAUGCUACAAGGACUGGACAAAAUGCAAUCAGCGCUUCCUUCGGCCAUGCUUUACGCUGCCUUCACUGCCAGGAACGGAUUUUCUUGUGCACGCUAACGUUGGCAGUGCCCCGCAAUGCUUUGGUGCGAAAGUCCUACCAGAUAAGCAACUUCAAGUCUUCCACGAGCGCAAAGUGUACAUGAUGCCUGCUCCUGCCUUGCAGGAAAUUCUUGAUGAGUCUUGCGAAGCAUGCAGCAUUGUCUUUUUCUGUGUCCAAAGUACGGAGCCAACAGCAGUUGCUGGAGAGCAGCAGCUGCUGGAUCUUGUCGCAGGCGCCAGUUCGAAGGAUCGGAUGGAUUCUCAAGCUGGAGCUUCAGGGGCCGGUAGCGAAGCGACCGAAGCCGACGUUCAGGUUGGAAUGCAUCUACGAGAGCUCCUCAAAGAUGAAGUCAAGAACCUCAUUGCGAAAGUUCAACAGAACAAAGGAUCAAGCUUCGGGUCGCAGGUCUGCCCUUUAUGCCCAUGGCGACGCUUCGAUAAAAGAAGUUAUUUGCUGACACAUCUCACAAAACAUCACAGCGAAAGCAAGCGCUUCGUGGCAUCCGGUACGAAGCAGCUUCGCAUUAUUGCUGCCAUGUACGAUGACGAUGCUGCGCGCAAGGCUGUUCAUGGUAACUAUAUUCAACGUGCAGCCGAGCUUCUCAGGUGUCAAGUCAAGCCUGGUUGUUCUUCGAAAAGAAACAUUAUCGACAAGGAGAUACGUAUGUGCUUGAGCGCGAAGGGUCCAUACUUUAUGUCCUUGUCGAAAAUCAAGGCAGCGAAGGAUUUGCGACGCGUUGGCAAUGUAUAUUACAACCAAGGAUUUGCGAAUGAAUUUAUGUGCAACGCCGUGGCCAGCCGCGCGUCCUUUCGACAGAUUGCAGCAGCUUUCACAUCCUCUUCUGCGCGCGACCACGGGGCAUUGUGUUCUAUGUUGCCAGAAGCAAGCCAUUCAUUCUGGUGCAACGUGUUGGAGGACAUAGUCCAAUCACCACAGAUCAAAUCCAGAGUUCAAACGCUUUUACAAGAAUGCGAAGAUCAUACGGAGUUCCAGUACUUGAGCAUUGACGCGCAUUUCAACAGCAGUCAAGACGUGCGUGACGCUGCAGCCAUUACAGAUUCCGAAGCUGCCUACAAACUUCUAACGGUUCGCGGACGAACGAAUGCUGUAGUCGGCCUGUGCGGCGUUCGAUCAGAAGGCUCCCCAGUGAUUUCGACUGCCUUAGCCAGUCUAUUGUCACCGUCCCAACGAGCGCAAGUUAUUCACAUUGCUUCCGAUGCACCGAGCGUCGAGCUUUUAGCGACACUCAAGAAUACGUUUUCGAAUCUACAAUCCCUUGGUUUGGAUGCGAUGCAUAUCGUGAUGGUUUACGAGCAGAACUUCAGCAACAAGAAAACCACAGGCAGCAGAUGGUUAGCUACCGUGAUGAAUAAGUUUCGCAAUAUACAGGCAGGAUGCCCGGCAGCUGCCUGGGGACCUAUGUACACUGGACAGCAGAAGCCUUCUUACACAGCUGAAGAAAAGAGACUGUCGGCGUUGAUUUCUGACGCAAGUAUGCCUGAGGCUGAAGCAGUACACGUGCUGCAGAACUUGGACCCCGACAGUCCUUGGCGAACAGAAGCACAAUUCCUGGAAGCCAUGGCUGCUAUAUGUGCUUUGUUUCAGGACGAACUCACAAAAACCACUUUCUCGGGCCCAACGUUACAUCGUCUUCUGAUUAAUCUUACAUCUCCAGUGAAAAUCCAGUGGCUCUUCAACGACACCCGAUAUCGGCAUGUCUGUUUGCCUUCUCAGACACCGUUGCUGCCUAGCGGUACGACAUCUAAUGAGUCACUUCAUCACGAGCUGAAUAGCUGGUUUCAUGAGAUUGUUUCUCGGUGA